Dibothriocephalus latus is the source of this 498-nucleotide messenger RNA. The record is from the annotation of a GenBank genome assembly. NCBI's taxonomy places the organism in Eukaryota, Metazoa, Platyhelminthes, Cestoda, Diphyllobothriidea, Diphyllobothriidae.
GAACAUACGGUCCGAAAACCCGCUGCCGCAUUCGCCGACGAUGAUUUGGAACAGAGGGCAGCGAAACCGACUCUUAGUUGGCUUCCGCCAUCCGCAACGUCCUCACAGAAACCUCUUCCUCCACCACCGGAGGAACCACACGUUUCUCGGCUGUCGACUGCUGAAAAGAAGGCUGUGAUUAAGCGUAUAAUAGAGCAGAUUCCAACAGCCAAGGAGGACCUGUUUGCGUAUCCCAUUGACUGGGCCAUCGUGGACUCGGAGUUUGUUAAUACCCGCAUAAGGCCAUGGGUCGAUAAGAAGAUUGUGGCAUACAUUGGCGAGUCGGAAGCCACCCUGUCCAACUUUAUAUGUGAGCAAGUCCUGGAGCACAACCCACCUACAAAAAUCCUUACCGAAAUUGCUAUGGUCCUCGACGAAGAGGCUGAAGUAUUUGUAGUAAAGAUGUGGCGUCUUCUUAUAUACGUGAUCGCAGAGAAAAAACUUGGAUUAAGCGUUUGA